AUGCCCGUCGCCGUCCCCUUGCCCGAACUCGGCCAGUUCAACUACGUCCCAGAGACGAAGGAGAACAUCGACUGGGCCGAUCUUAUCACUCUCGACUUCAGCCUCUACGGUACGCCUGAAGGCAAGAAGCAGCUCGCGAAGACACUUGUCGAGGCCGUCCGCGUUCAUGGCUUCUUCUACGUCAAGAACUUCAACAUCUCGCAAGAGCGUGUCAACCGCCAGUUCUCUAUGGGCAAACAGUUCUAUGAGCUGCCGCUGGAAGAAAAGUUGAAAUACGUUCCGGAUCUUGACAACGGUGCCUUCAACGGUUACACUCCAGCGGGCCGUCGCAUUCUCGACACCGAGUCUGGACUCAGGGACCGCAUCGAGAUCUACAACCUUCCUAAAUUCGACGGUUUCUUCACCCACAACCACCCGGCAGUCAUCCAGGACCAUCUCGCUGAGAUCGAGGAGUUCGCAAAGUCUCUUCACACGGAGGUGCUGGACCCGCUGCACGUCCUGCUCGCGAUCGCCCUCGAGCUCCCCGAGGACUACUUCCUCAAGAUCCACGACUACUCGCGCAAGAGCGAGGACCACUUCCGGUACAUGAAGUACAGCAAGUACACGCCAGAGGAGAACGCCAAGCUCGGCCGCAUCUGGGGCCAGGGCCACACCGACCUCGGAUCCUGGACGCUGCUCUUCCGUCAGCCGGUCGCCGCCCUCCAGAUCCGCCACCUCCAGACGAACGAGUGGAAGUGGGUGAAGCCGCAGGACGGGACGCUGACGGUGAACGCGUGCGACGCGCUCUCGUUCCUCACGGGCGGGUACGUGAGGAGCACCGUGCACCGCGUCGUGGCGCCGCCGAAGGACCAGGAGCACGUCGACCGUCUCGGUGUCCUCUACUUCUCUCGCCCUAACAACGACGUCAAGCUCGAGACGAUCAAGGACUCGCCUGUCCUCCAGCGUGAAGGCUUCGUCAAGAACCAGUUCGAGGAGUCCGGCAACCCCGUGCCCACCAUGGAAGAGUGGACGUUCGCGAAGCAGAAGUGGCAGCGCACGAACAACAAGGUUCGCGGCGACCCGAAGUACGAGACCGCCCAGAUCCUUCCCGGCUUCUCGGAGAAGGUGUACGCCUGA
Molecule: messenger RNA, 1116 nt
Organism: Epithele typhae
Lineage: Eukaryota; Fungi; Basidiomycota; Agaricomycetes; Polyporales; Epitheliaceae
Product: Clavaminate synthase-like protein
Exons: 9
Coding region: 1-1116 (371 amino acids)
Molecular function (GO): dioxygenase activity
Source: RefSeq, a predicted model, not a curated record